AUGUUGUUCCUGACGAAAGUACCGAGUUCGUUCUGUUUGCUAACGCGUAGCUGCUCGUGUCCCGCGCUGCACGGUGUACGGUUGUACAGUCCGAACGCCCCUGCCACUGCCACCACCGUUUCCGCGGCCGGAAAAACGCCCGUGGAGGUGUUGAAGGAAAAACUGAACCUUGGCGAAAUACAGCCCGAUCCACACCAGGGCCGCGUCACCGAAGCGUUGCAGGUAGUGUAUGAUAGCAUUAAAACGUACAGCCCACCUAAACCGAGCACUGGCAUAGGGAAAUGGUUCAGCUUUGGCAAGGCGGAGAAGGCGGUGGCCGCACCCAAGGGACUCUACAUCUACGGCAGCGUUGGCGGUGGAAAAACGAUGCUUAUGGACAUGUUUUACGACUGCUGUGCGAUUGAUCGCAAGCGACGCGUACACUUUAACUCCUUCAUGACGGAUGUGCACACCAAGAUACACGAUAUCAAGUCGAAGCACGUGCGGGACGCCAGCAACAGCAAGCCACAACCGUUCGACCCAAUUAAACCUGUUGCCGAGCUGAUUACAGAGGACUCGUGGAUGAUUUGCUUCGAUGAAUUUCAGGUUACCGACAUAGCGGAUGCAAUGAUCUUGAAACGGCUGUUCACUUAUCUCUUCAAUAAUGGUGUGAUUGUGGUCGCCACCAGUAACCGUGCCCCCGACGAUCUCUACAAAAAUGGACUUCAGCGUAGCAACUUUGUACCGUUCAUCGGGGUGCUCAAGAAUCACUGCAACAUCGUGACGCUAGACAGUGGCGUUGAUUACCGUACUGCGGCGCUAAAAGGGGAAAGUAAACAUUACUUUGACAAGUCUCAAGGCGAUGCAAAUGCUUCAAUGGACAAACUGUUUAAAGUGCUGUGCUCCCAGGAGAACGACAUGAUACGCCCCAAAACGUUUACUCACUUUGGCAGGAAUAUAACGUUUGCGAAAACCUGUGGCCAGGUGCUUGACAGCACGUUUGAAGAACUCUGUGAUAGGCCUCUUGGUGCUAGUGACUUCCUACAGAUAGCACAAUUCUUUCACACGGUGCUAAUACGAGAUAUUCCGCAACUUAACCUGAAGCUAAAAUCCCAAACGAGACGGUUCAUCACACUGAUCGACACAUUGUACGAUAGUCGCGUACGGUUGGUCGUUUCGGCGGACGUACCGUACAAGUAUCUGUUCUCGGACGAAGCACCGGAUGAUAUGCACACCUCCGACGAGCAUCGUAUGUUAAUGGACGAUCUCAAAAUUACCAAGGAUUCAACGGACGCUAGUUCGAACAUUUUCACUGGUGAGGAAGAAGUAUUUGCCUUCGAGCGAACGGUAUCCCGCUUGGCCGAAAUGCAAUCGGCCGAAUACUGGUCGCUCUGGGAGAAACAUCGUUAG
This is a messenger RNA of Anopheles marshallii, 1389 nucleotides long. RefSeq names its product putative ATPase N2B. Gene Ontology annotation, cellular component: cytoplasm; mitochondrion. The record is from RefSeq and is a predicted model, not a curated record. Gene Ontology annotation, molecular function: ATP binding; ATP hydrolysis activity. NCBI's taxonomy places the organism in Eukaryota, Metazoa, Arthropoda, Insecta, Diptera, Culicidae. The coding region runs from base 1 to 1389 and encodes 462 amino acids. The transcript has 6 exons.